Molecule: messenger RNA, 8364 nt
Organism: Nerophis lumbriciformis (worm pipefish)
Lineage: Eukaryota; Metazoa; Chordata; Actinopteri; Syngnathiformes; Syngnathidae
Gene: tanc2b
Product: tetratricopeptide repeat, ankyrin repeat and coiled-coil containing 2b
Biological process (GO): regulation of dendritic spine morphogenesis
Cellular component (GO): dendritic spine
Molecular function (GO): protein binding
Source: RefSeq, a predicted model, not a curated record
CAUGGCCCGGCUCUCUGCUCCGUCUGCCGGGGCCAGCUAGGACCAGCACCAGCACCCUGCGUCUUGACGUGGUCCCCCCGCAUGCAGCCGCCUCUUCGUCCGGUGCGGCAAUCUGCAGAGUCGCUGGACUCGGGCUGGUCCGGACCGCCCGCAGAGCCGCGGGCUGGUGCUUGACUUCCGGACGUGCGGAUGUGAUGCCCGAGGAGGGCUGCGGAACAAAGGUCCGAGUGUAGGAAGGUGCAGCAGUCGGCCGUGCGGCUCGGUUCCGACCCGUCCGGCGCCGCCAUGUUCAGGAACAGCUUGAAGAUGCUGCUGACGGGGGGCAAGGCCAACCGCAAGAGUCGCAGCAGCGAUGGAGGCAGUGAGGAGCUGGCAGAGCCCCGCUCACCUGCUGCUUCAGACCCUCACCUGAGACACUUUGGCCACGGCGGCAGCGUGGACAGCGACUGUGCCUUCGAGGGAGACUACGCCGCCGUGCCGGCGCUCUCCAUGGCGGAGGGCGUGCAGCAUCAGCAUGUUCGCAUGAUGGAGGGCGUGUCGCGCUCGCUGCCCUCCUCGCCGCUGCUGGGACACCAAGCGCUCGCCGUCCGCCUGCACACCGUCAAGAAGCUGACGGCCCCUCUGCGGAAAGCAAAGUUCGUGGAGAGCCCUCGCAUUCCGCAAUCAGAGCUCGGCUCCCCCGACCCCGCCAAGAGCCCCCCCCACCUGGACGGAAUACGCCCCGGGGAGUCGAGCCGGGAGCUGGGCCCCCCCCCCUCGGUGGAUGAAGCCGCCAACACAUUGAUGACGCGCCUGGGCUUCCUUCUGGGAGACAAAGCGAGCGAGGGGCCGGCCGGGCCCCACUACAGCAUGGAGGAGCCUGAGGCCAGACAGGGCCACAACCAGAACCAGAACCAGAACCAGAGGAUCAGCCCAUGCUCCACCUUGACCAGCAGCACCGCCUCCCCCCCCGCUGGCAGCCCCUGCUCCACCCUGCCCCCCACCAUGCAGGGCCAGGCCGUCACCAGUCCCACCUCCACGCUGGAGAGUCGGGACAGUGGCAUCAUUGCCACACUGACCAGCUACUCUGAGAACGUGGAGCGCGGCGGCGGCGGCGGCGGCAAACACGGCAACCUGAAGCUGUGGCAGAAAUCAGGCAUGGACUCCUUCUUGUACCGCGUGGACGAGAACAUGACGGCGUCCACCUACAGCCUCAACAAAAUCCCCGAGCGCAGCCUGGAGAGCAUGUCCUCUAACUCCGCCCACUCCAUCCCUCUCUACCUCAUGCCCCGCCCCAACUCUGUGGCCGCCACCAGCUCGGCUCACCUGGAGGACCUGGCCUACCUGGACGAGCAGAGACACACCCCCUUGCGCACCUCCCUGCGCAUGCCCAGACAGAGCACCACCUGUGGGCCGGGCCGCUCGGGGCAGGACCUGAGAGCCUCCGCCAACAACUCCCACGCCUGGCAGUCUCAGUCACUGCGCUUCGCUCCGUACCGGCCCCAGGACAUCGCCCUCAAGCCGCUGCUCUUCGAGGUGCCCUCCAUCACCGUGGACUCGGUCUUCACGGGCCGCGAGUGGCUCUUCCAGGAGAUCGACGCCCACCUCAACCGGCCGCCCUGCGGCGGCAGUCGCGGCGUGGUGGUGGUGGGCAACAUCGGCUUCGGCAAGACCGCCAUCGUCUCCCGCCUGGUGGCGCUCAGCUGCCACGGCACCCGCAUGAGGCAGAUCGCCUCCGACAGCCCGCAGGCCUCGCCCAAACAUGGGGAGGGGCUCCCGCUCAGCCAGCCCCAGCCCGCACACGGCACCCUGGGGGGGGGCAGCUGCCCCGGCACCCCCGAGAUGAGACGCCGUCAGGAGGAGUCCAUGAGGAGGCUGGCCUCUCAGGUGGUGGCCUACCACUACUGCCAGGCGGACAACGCCUACACCUGCCUGGUGCCCGAGUUUGUGCACAACGUGGCGGCUCUGCUGUGCCGCUCGCCACACCUGGCGGCCUACAGGGAGCAGAUGCUGCGGGAGCCGCACCUCCAGAGCAUCCUCAGCCUGCGCUCCUGCGUCCAGGACCCCCUGGCGUCCUUCAGGCGGGGCGUGCUGGAGCCCCUGGACGCCCUUUACAAAGAGAGGAAGAUCGACUCGGAGGAGGACCUCAUCGUCCUCAUCGACGGUCUGAACGAGGCGGAGUUCCACAAGCCGGACUACGGCGACACCAUCGUCUCCUUCCUCUGCAAAACCAUCAGCAAGUUCCCGCCUUGGCUGAAGCUGGUGGUGACGGUCAGGACCACCUUGCAGGAGAUCGCCGGCCCGCUGCCGUUCCACCGCAUCUCCCUGGACAGCCUGGAGGAGAACGACGCCAUGGACCAGGACCUGCAGGGCUACAUCCUGCACCGCAUCCACAGCAGCCCCGAGAUCCAGAACAACAUCUCGCUCAACGGCAAGAUGGACAACACCACCUUCGGCAAGCUCAGCGGCCACCUGAAGGCCCUCAGCCAGGGCUCCUACCUGUACCUCAAGCUGACCUUUGACCUCAUCGAGAAGGGCUACCUGGUCCUCAAGAGCUCCAGCUACAAGGUGGUCCCGGUCAACCUGGCGGAGGUCUACCUGCUGCAGUGCAACAUGCGCUUCCCCACGCAGUCGUCCUUCGAGCGGGCGCUGCCCCUCCUCAACGUGGCCGUGGCGUCCCUCCACCCGCUGACCGACGAGCAGAUCUACCAGGCCAUCAACGCCGGCUCGCUGCAGGGCACGCUGGACUGGGACGACUUCCAGCAGCGCUUGGACAACCUGUCCGUCUUCCUGGUGAAGAGGAGGGACGGCACCCGCAUGUUUGUGCACCCGUCCUUCCGGGAGUGGCUGAUAUGGCGGGAGGAAGGAGAGAAGACCAAGUUCCUGUGUGACCCCAGGAGCGGCCACACCCUGCUGGCCUUCUGGUUCUCCCGGCAGGAGAACAAACUGAACCGGCAGCAGACCAUCGAGCUGGGCCACCACAUCCUCAAGGCACACAUCUUCAAGGGUCUCAGCAAGAAAGUGGGGGUCUCCUCGUCCAUCCUGCAAGGUCUGUGGGUGUCCUACAGCUCUGAGGGGCUCUCGGCCGCGCUCUCGUCUCUGAGGAACCUCUACACGCCCAACAUCAAGGUGAGUCGUCUGCUGAUGCUGGGCGGGGCCAACGUCAACUACCGCACGGAGGUGCUGAACAACGCCCCCGUGCUGUGCGUCCACGCCCACCUGGGCUACAUGGACAUGGUGGCGCUGCUGCUGGAGUACGGCGCCUUCGCCGACGCCCCCUCCGAGAGCGGCCUCACGCCGCUGGGCUACGCCGCCGCCGGGGGCCACAUGGCCAUCGUGACGGCGCUGUGCCGCCGGCGGGCCCAGGUGGACCACCUGGACAAGAACGGGCAGUGCGCGCUGGUGCACGCGGCCCUCAGGGGCCACAUGGAGGUGGUGAAGUUCCUCAUCCAGUGCGACUGGAGCGGCGGGCAGAGCCAGCAGCAGGCCGGCUUCACCAAGAGCCACGCCGUGCAGCAGGCGCUCGUCGCCGCCGCCAGCAUGGGCUACACUGAGAUCGUGUCUUACCUGCUGGACCUGCCCGAGAAGGACGAGGAGGAGGUGGAGCGAGCGCAGAUCAACGACUUCGACUCGCUGUGGGGAGAGACAGCUCUCACAGCGGCCUGCGGCCGGGGGAAGCUGGAGGUGUGCCGCCUGCUGCUGGAACAAGGCGCCGCCGUGGCUCAGUCCAACAGACGAGGCAUCGUGCCGCUGUUCAGCGCCGUCCGGCAGGGUCACUGGCAGAUCGUGGACAUCCUCCUCGCGCACGGCGCCGACGCCAACCUGGCGGACAAGCAGGGCCGCACGCCGCUCAUGAUGGCCGCCUCAGAGGGACACCUGGGAACUGUGGAGUUCCUGCUCUCCCAAGGAGCCUCGCUGUCGCUGACGGACAAGGAGGGCCUGACGGCGCUCAGCUGGGCCUGCCUCAAAGGCCACAUGCCCGUCGUCCGCUUCCUGGUGGAGAGCGGCGCCGCCACCGACCACGCCGACAAGAACGGCCGCACGCCGCUGGACCUGGCCGCGUUCUACGGCGACUCUGACGUGGUGCAGUUCUUGGUGGACCACGGCGCCAUGAUCGAGCACGUGGACUACAGCGGCAUGCGUCCUCUGGACCGGGCGGUGGGCUGCAGGAACACGUCGGUGGUGGUGGCCCUGCUGAAGAAAGGCGCCAAGAUAGGAUGUCAGACGCUGCCCAGUCGGCCCCGAGGUCCGGCUACGUGGGCCAUGGCCACCUCCAAGCCCGACAUCAUGAUCAUCCUGCUCAGCAAGCUCAUCGAGGAGGGCGACGGCUUCUACAAGAAGGGGAAGGUGAAGGAGGCGGCACAGCGCUAUCAGUACGCCCUCAAAAAGUUCCCGCGCGAAGGCUUCAGCGAGGACCUCAAGACUUUCAGGGAGCUCAAAGUUUCGAUCUUCCUCAACCUGUCCCGGUGUCGGAGGAAAAUGAACGACUUCGGGAUGGCUGAGGAGUUCGCCACCAAGGCUCUGGAGCUGAAACCCAAAUCCUACGAGGCUUACUACGCCAGGGCCCGGGCCAAGCGUAGCAGCAGGCAGUUCCCCGAAGCCUUGGAGGACCUGAGUGAAGCCAUGAGGCAGUGCCCCAACAACCGCGAGAUCCAGCGGCUGCUCCAGCGCGUGGAGGAGGAGUGUCUCCUGCUGAGCCAGGGCGAGGAGCAUCAGCAGACGGACCUAGUGCUGGAGCCGCCCCCCUCCCCUCCACCCACGCCUCCCCCGGAAGAGGAGGACUCCUUGUCCCUCUCCAUGCCUCUGCCCCCGCCCCCGGAGCCCCGUCUGGAGGACAUGGAGCCCGUCCAGGACCUCUUUGAAGACGAGGACUACCUGGAGCAGGAGUUGGAGGCCAUGUCAAUGGGCCUGCCCCCACCUGAGUCCCUCGCCAACCCCUCCAACCUCCCAAUCAUUCAGAGCCCCCCGCUGUCCCCCACACUCCCAGAUCAGAUCUACCUAGCUGGAGGUUCUCCCAUGGGCCAACCCUAUGAGUACCACCCCACCUCAUCCUCCAUGUCCUCCCCGACCCGCGGCUCCUACCAGACCACGCCGCCCUCCCUCUCCCCGACGCAUCACAACUCCCACUAUCGACACAGUCCCCCCAACACCUCCCCGGGGCACCAGCCGUCUUACCGGUUUAGCCCGCCCCCCAUGGGCGGCCAGGGGAUGGACCGUCAGAGCCCGCCACCCUCCCCUUUGCGUCGGGCUGCCCAGUACAGAGCCAGCCCACCCGUGGAGAGUGUUUGUCUUUACAGGUCCCAGUCUGGCUCGCCGGUGCGCUACCAGACGGAGCAACACCCCGGCCGCCCCAAAUCCCCCUUGUCCAAGAUGAGCAGCCAGCGGUCCUUCCAGCUCAGUUCGCAGCCCUCCCUGUCGUCCCAGCACCACCAAGCCCAAGGCCUUCGUCUUCAACCCUCCAUCGCCCAGAUUGUGCGCACAAACCAGCCCAGCAGCUACGGGGGCCAGAUGGGCCACUCCAUGGGGAGUCGCUACCCGGGCGGGUCAAUGGACGUGGAUAGCCGACUGGUGUAUCAGCCUUCCCUGGACGGGCGCUCCAUGUCCCAGGUGCAGGCUGGCCUCAGCUCUGUCGCCCUCUGUCAGCACGGCGGCCGAGGAGGGGUCAUGGAGUCGGGCUUGUUGAAGGACGAGCUCCCCCAGCGCCCCUCCUCUGCCUACCGCGCCAGCAGCGGGGCUCCGACCGGCAUGCGUUACAGCCAGACGCCUCAGAUAAGUCGCAGCCAGUCCGCCGCUUACUACCCGGUCUCUGAGCACGUCCUGGAGCGCGCCAAUGCAUUAUCCCCCUGUCAACUAGGCUCCCCCGAGGUCCCGCACAUGGUGAGACGUCCCGUCAGCGCCAAUACCAGCGAAAUGAAGCCGCACAUAGCCCCGCCCAGGCCCCUCAUCCACUCCCAGAGCGUUGGCCUGCGCUUCUCCCCCUCCAGCAACAACAUCUCCACGGGGUCCACCUCCAACUUAGCGCCAAGCUUCAGGCCAUCCGAGAUCCCCUUGCAGGCUGCCUACGAGCGCCCCUGCGAGGACAUCUCCCCCAUAUCUCCCCCGCAGGGCGGCGGAGGGCUGUAUCAGGGCGAGCCGCAGCGUUCUCGUAACACCCCCUUCAUGGGCGUCAUAGACAAGACGGCGCGGACUCAGCAGUACCUGCAUCAGCCCUCUCGGCCCCGGGCAAUGACGUCCAUGGACUUGGCCAUCAGCCCCACCUCGCCCGGCCAGCUGGUGCAGCAGGGCUCCACCUACAGCCCCCCCACCUCUCUAGGCAACAUCGCCUACUACAACAAGACCAACAACGCACAGAACGGACACCUUCUAGAGGAGGACUACUACUCCCAGACUCCGCCGCCCUCGCUGGGCAAGCUGGCCAACGGCUCGCGCGGCUCGGGGGACAUCCUGGAGCGGGUGAGCCAGGUGCCCACCUACCCCGACGUGAAGGUGGCCAGGACUCUGCCCGUGGCGCAGGCCUACCAGGACAACAUGUACCGCCAACUCUCCCGGGACUCCCGCAGCCAAGGGCCCAGCUCCCCCAUCAAACCAAAGAGACCGUUUGUGGAAUCCAACGUGUGAUCGAAACCCCGGGAACUUUUAGGCCGGCGGGAAGAUGGACUUUAAACAUAAAGGACUACACUUUGACUCCAUCUAGUAAAACUUUCCAGGUUCUGACUGACGACCGUGCUCUUCUUCCAAAACAAACGGGGGACUCUUCAUCUGGUGUUCUUUCAAAGUGUGCUCUUAACCACGGUUGCUCGUAGGCUCUGCUCGAUGUUCUACAAUACUCGGUGUUCUAUAGUCUCAGCAACUCAGUACUUCCACAAGUAUUUAUAUUUAAGUUAUAUAUUGUACAUAGAGAUCAAAGGAAGCAUAGUUGCCUUCGCGCCGCCCCCCCUGCUGCUGCUCGAACGCGGACGCGAGGACCCAGGGACCAACCUGGAGUCGGUGGUUUAUGCUCUGCACAAGGCAGGACGUGCAUGAAUGUACCUUUUAGCGCGUCGGGAGGGGGGUACUGUCAUGUCCUGUCCCCAGUUUGUUUCUUUUUUUUCGUCCGAUGUGGCGAAAGCGGACGCGGGCGGGCGGGCGGGCGGGCGGCCAUGUCUCAUCAGCGGUCGACACAACGCGACAACAGAGGUUGUAAUGAAGAUGUAUAGACUUUCUAGCACAAGUUGUACAUUGAAUCUACGAGUUAUGGAUGGAUAUUAAAAGUACAAGAUUGCUCCUCUAAUGAAUAUCUUGACGGGAGUUCCACCUGGUACCGGAGAUGUCCCACUUAUCUUUUCCGAGAUGAAGGCGCAACGUGUAUCAUACCUAAUUUGGUCUUCUACAUUGAAGCUAUCCGAGAGUGUGUGUGUGUGUGUGUGUGUGUGUUAGCUGUAAAUACUCUGAUGCAUGUUCUAUUCUCCUCAAGCAGAAACAUGUACAGUAUAAUCAGGGGUGCCCGUUAGGUUGAUCACGGAGGGUGUGUCAGUCCAUCCAUCCAUCCAUCCAUUUUCUUCUGCUUAUCCGAGGUCGGGUCGCGGGGAAGCCCAGACUUCCCUCUCCCCAGCCACUUCGUCCAGCUCCUCCCGGGGGAUCCCGAGGCGUUCCCAGGCCAGCCGGGAGUCAUAGUCUUCCCAACGUGUCCUGGUCCUUCCCCUAAACACCAGGCGUUCGGGUGGCAUCCUGACCAGAUGCCCGAACCGCCUCAUCUGGCUCCUCUCCAUGUGGAGGAGCAGCGGCUUUACUUUGAGUUCCUCCCGGAUGACAGAGCUUCUCACCCUAUCUCUAAGGGAGAGCCCCGCCACCCGGCGGAGGAAACUCAUUUGGGUCGCUUGUACCCGUGAUCUUGUCCUUUCGGUCAUAAUCCAAAGGUCAUGACCAUAGGUGAGGAUGGGAACGUAGAUCGACCGGUAAAUUGAGAGGUUCGAAGACGAUCAGAUACCGUCGUAGUUCCGACCAUAAACGAUGCCAACUAGCGAUCCGGCGGCGUUAUACCCAUGACCCGCCGGGCAGCGUCCGGGAAACCAAAGUCUUUGGGUUCCGGGGGCAGUAUGGUUGCAAAGCUGAAACUUAAAGGAAUUGACGGAAGGGCACCACCAGGAGUGGAGCCUGCGGCUUAAUUUGACUCAACACGGGGAACCUUACCUGGCCCGGACACGGAAAGGAUUGACAGAUUGAUGGCUCUUUCUCGAUUCUGUGGAUGGUGGUGCAUGGCCGUUCUUAGUUGGUGGAGCGAUUUGUCUGGUUAAUUCCGAUAACGAACGAGACUCUGGCAUGAUAACUAGUUACGCGGCCCGGUGCGGUCGGCGUCCGAACUUCUUAGAGGGACAAGUGGCGUUCAGCCACGCGAGAUUGAGCAAU